GAAGCGCAGCUAUUAAGCAAUUUUUUUUCUUGUGCUUCCCAAAACUCCGCACGUUGUCAUGUCCAUACUAAUUUAUGUACGAGUAGCGGAGUAGGAGAUCCUGGCUGCGCUGCGGCGGAUAAGGGUACCAAGCCUUACAACUACGUAAUGGAUCUACCACACCCAUCAUCCGCGCGUACCACCAUGCUUCUGUACUGCUGUGUACCUCAGUCAGAUGACUGCAACAUGAUCCCACCCUGCUCGCAUAAACAAUUUCCCCACAGUUUCUCCCAUUUCUGCAAUAGCGAGUAUUAUACUUCCAAAUCCCCGGAACUCUUAUUAAACCAGUUGAUCUCUCGAUCUGCACUAUUCCCCACUGUUCUACGCCCUCCCAAUGCAGCAUCAGCAUGCCGGCGGAGGACACCGAGGAACCGCCAGCUCCCCAGCCGCUCAUCCCGCACUACUACUACCGCUGGAUGCAGGUAUGUGGAUUUCACCCGUAUUCUCUCUCCCACACCCCCGGGCUCUCGCGGUCCGACCUCCUGUGGAUGCUGUGGAGCGGCGGGCUCUUCAUCCUGCAGGCCAUCCUCCUGCAAAUCGCCGGCGCUGUCAUGUGGGACGUCAAAGGCGACGAGGUCAGCAAGCUGGACCACUACGCGCUGAUCCAGUACACGUAUAUCAACAUGUUCCUGGCGCAGUACCUCAUCAUCGCCAUCCUCUGCGCCGUGCAGAUGAAGAACCUCUAUACUCAGGUAGAGCUAGAGGUCCGCUCCUAUCUCUGCUUCCCCAAAACCUUACGGAAACUAGACCGCCGGUGGAGGGCGACCGCGGUAUACAACGUGACCUUUGCCAUAUCCGGCGCCAUGACCGAACUGAUCUACAAAAGCGCCACGGAGCCUUCAGACUACUGGUACCGCGACCCUCUAUCCGUGUGGGGCUACCCCGUCCGCAAUUACGUCGCCCAAAUCUUGCGUUUCAUCCACAAAUCCUCCGUGUACUGUGCCAUCACGGUACCCUACGGGAUCCUCAUUACGCUGGCCCUGCAUCUGCGCACCGAGUUCCAAGUGAUUGUGCGGAUACUUGGCGAGUUCCCGGAGCGGGAAAUUGCGUUUGAGGCGUUGCGGUUGCGGUAUCAGCGGUUGUUGUUCGCCAAGGAUUUGUUGAGUGACACGUUCGGGGUGUUCAUUGCCGUUGACUGCUUCUGUGCGCUGCUGACGUGGUGUGCGUUGGCCAGUGAGACGUUACAUUUUGAUGCGGAUCAUACGGAUCGCACGCUGCUGAUCUCCUCGUCGUUUAUGAUGAUCAACAGUAUUGUGCUGCUGCUGGCGCUGACGCUGUUCUUCGAUACAGUAUCCGCUGUUCAAAGGGCAUUGCGAAGGAUUGUUAUCAGUGAUCCCGCACCGGAAAUCCGUGAUGAAUGUGAUAAAUUUAUUGGCACCUGCAACGCUUUCGACCGGGCCUUCAGUGCCAUGGGAUGCUUUAGUGUUACGCGGGAAUAUAUUCUGGCUCUGAUGGCAAUAUUCUUGACCUACCUCAUCCUCAUCUACCAAGCCCGGGAUGUUCAAGUGAAGGUUAACGCCAUCAUGCGCAAAGAUGACAUACAAUAUCACAGCUUAGCCGAUAUUAUCCUGCUCAACGCCACGGCUAUCCCCCGAAAAUAGCCAUGCUCUACGAAAACUGCGUGGUUCCGGUUUCAUCGUUUUAUUGUUUGAACAGAUGUUGUUUGCGCAUUCGAAUAUCGGUUUCCUUAUGUGGAAUUCACCCUGAACGAUGAAAUCUGCAUUAUUUCCUCAAUGUGGGAAGCGCUCGUUAUGUACUAAACGAAUAAAUUUUGCAAAUAUAGGUACUGCUACUAAAGCGUGGAA
This is a messenger RNA of Paramacrobiotus metropolitanus, 1844 nucleotides long. RefSeq lists its product as uncharacterized. Gene Ontology annotation, biological process: sensory perception of taste. Bases 387 to 1640 code for a protein of 417 amino acids. The transcript is spliced from 6 exons. Gene Ontology annotation, cellular component: membrane. The record is from RefSeq and is a predicted model, not a curated record. Lineage: Eukaryota; Metazoa; Tardigrada; Eutardigrada; Parachela; Macrobiotidae.